Messenger RNA from Microthlaspi erraticum, 1140 nucleotides. Lineage: Eukaryota; Viridiplantae; Streptophyta; Magnoliopsida; Brassicales; Brassicaceae. The record is from the annotation of a GenBank genome assembly.
AUGAAGGAGAGGCAACGUUGGAGUGGUGAAGAAGAUGCAUUGUUACGCGCUUACGUCAGACAGUUCGGUCCGAGAGAAUGGCAUCUUGUCUCUGAGCGCAUGAGCAAACCUUUGAACCGUGACGCCAAGUCUUGUCUAGAGCGAUGGAAGAACUAUCUUAAGCCAGGGAUCAAGAAAGGUUCUUUGACUGAGGAAGAGCAGAGGCUCGUGAUCCGUCUCCAGGAGAAACACGGCAACAAGUGGAAGAAGAUCGCCGCUGAGGUUCCCGGGAGGACGGCGAAGCGGUUAGGGAAGUGGUGGGAAGUGUUCAAAGAGAAGCAACAGAGAGAAGAGAAAGAGAGUAACAAGAGAGUCGAGCCUAUCGACGAGAGCAAGUACGAUCGGAUUCUUGAGAGUUUCGCUGAGAAGCUUGUCAAAGAACGGUCCAACGUUGGCUCUGUUUCGGUUCCUGCAUCUGCUGCGGCGGUGAUGGCUAGCUCAAACGGAGGGUUUCUACAUUCUGAUCAAGCUCCUCCUCCUAAUCCGGUGAUUCCUCCUUGGUUAGCUACUUCUAACAAUGGGAACAAUGUUGUUGUGAGACCUCCCUCGGUGACUCUCACCUUAUCGCCUUCCACCGUGGCUGCCUCUUCGCCUCAACCGCCUAUCCCGUGGCUGCAGCAACAGCCGGAGAGAGGCGGAGGAGGAGGAGGCGCAGAGAGUCCGGGAGGUCUUGUGUUAGGGAGUAUGAUACCGUCUUGUAGCAGUAGUAGUAGUAGUGAGAGUAUGUUCUUGUCAGAGCUUGUGGAGUGUUGUAGAGAGUUGGAGGAAGGGCACAGAGCUUGGUCAGAGCAUAAGAAAGAGGCGGCGUGGAGGCUAAGGAGGCUGGAGCUGCAGCUGGAGUCAGAGAAGACGUGUAGACAAAGGGAGAAGAUGGAGGAGAUUGAAGCAAAGAUGAAAGCUUUGAGGGAAGAGCAGAAGAUGGCAAUGGAGAAGAUCGAAGGAGAGUAUAGAGAGCAGCUCGUUGGUCUGAGGAGAGAUGCUGAGGCAAAGGAGCAGAAACUGGCUGAUCAAUGGACCUCUAAGCAUAUUAGACUCAAUAAGUUUCUUGAACAAAACAUGGGUUGCAGGCAGAGGCUAUUAGACCGGCCCCAAAACCGUUAA